This is a messenger RNA of Quercus lobata, 648 nucleotides long. RefSeq lists its product as uncharacterized. The record is from RefSeq and is a predicted model, not a curated record. NCBI's taxonomy places the organism in Eukaryota, Viridiplantae, Streptophyta, Magnoliopsida, Fagales, Fagaceae. Bases 1 to 648 code for a protein of 215 amino acids. The transcript has a single exon.
AUGGAUCCUCCUCCCCAAGAUGAAUUAAGACAAGUCAUUGCUGAGCUUACUGCCCGUCUAGGCCACUUAAAGGCUAGGUAUGACGAGGAAAAUGCACAUAAUGGCAGAAAUAAUAAUAGGCAUGGCCCUUACCCCAGGCAAGACCAUAGAGACAAUGAAGACAACUCUGCUAAGCAUAUCAAAGUAGAGGCUCCUACCUUCAAUGGUGUUAGGAACCCUCAGGUCUACAAUGAUUGGGUGCGAGAGAUGGAGCAUUUUUUUGAGUGGUAUGACUUGUUUGAGGAUAAAAAGGUUAGGUUUGCCAAAAUGAAACUUGUAGGAAGAGCAAAACUCCAUUGGGAUAGUGUUGUCAACCACCUCCGUAAGACCCGCCAAUCACCCAUAACUCUUUGGGAAGAAAUGAAGGCCAAGCUCAAUGAAAAGUACUUCCUAGUCUCUCAUCAAGGCAACUUGUUGGAUCAAUGGCAUGAUUUGAGACAAGACAAUAGGUCUGCUACUGAGUACGUAGAACAAUUUGAAAAGUACAGGAUACGUAGCAAUGCAACUGAGGAUGAGCCAAUUACCUUGAGUAGAUUUAGGAAAGGUCUCAAUUAUGAUCUUCAAAGAGAAUUGGUGGCUCGACAAAUCUCAACUCUUGAUGAUGCUUAG